Molecule: messenger RNA, 2480 nt
Organism: Clupea harengus (Atlantic herring)
Lineage: Eukaryota; Metazoa; Chordata; Actinopteri; Clupeiformes; Clupeidae
Product: Ig mu chain C region secreted form
Exons: 10
Coding region: 71-2185 (704 amino acids)
Source: RefSeq, a predicted model, not a curated record
UCACCCCCCACUGUGGAAGGGAGAGGUUGGCUCCAAGGCCCAGCUACUGUGUGCUUCCGACGGCAUCAACAUGAAAGACCUGGCUGUGGAAUGGACCAUAGAUGGUCAGCCCCAGACUACCUCCGAGACGACUGGACAGAUCAGCCAACUGGAAGUCGACACGGCUCUAUGGCGCAAAAGCAGCAAUUACACGUGUAGGGUGAAGUCGGGCAAGACCUGGAUUGUGGAAAGCAUCCAAGUGUGUUCCGACGGUCAUUUCCAAGCACCUCACGUCCAGCUGGAGAGGCCCCGUCUCCGAGACGUCACGACGCGUGACAAGGUUGUUGUGACGUGCAAGGUGGCGGCAGCCAGCGCCAGCAAAGUGGUGUGGUGGGUGGACGAUAAGGAGGAGACGUCGCACGUCACCGAGAAGAGCGAGCACGUGGAAGACCCUGCGAGAGGUCAAGUGCAAGUGGACCACCCGUGCUACCCAACCGAGGAAGCGAUACAAAUAUCAGAGACUGCCAAGCAAAACCCAACAGUUACUAUCAGGAGAUCUUUAGAAGACUUGAAGAAAGAUGGCGGCGCAGUGCUGGAGUGUCUCCUAGGAGACCUGUCCUCCAAUGAGAUCUCAGUGAACCUUCAGGCCAAUGGGAAGGAUCUCCUUAAGACUAGGUUGUAUGUCGAUGUCCCUGUCCAGAAAGACCAGCAAAGCCUAACAGCUGUAAGAUUCACCAUUCCCAAAGACCAGAAAAGCGCGGACAAAAUGUUCGCCUGUAAAGUCAACUUUGCAAACAACCAGAAGAUCUCCAGUCCCACAGGAAAGCUUUUUGCUCCCCCAACACUGGAGUUGUUCUUGGCCCCUGGGUCCAGUUCUACAAAGCUGGUGUGUGUUGGCUCAGGUUUCAACCCGCAGCUGAAGUGGAAGCACACCACUAAGCUCAAGCUGAACGAGAACAGGAAGGUUUUGCUGGAAAAUGACGGUCGCCUCACUGUGACCAUCGAGAUGGACGUCCCACAGAAAGAGUGGCACAAAGGCAUGAACUUUCCCUGUGAGGUGGAAGACCAGGACCAAAAUGUUAAGAACAAAGAGACCAGAGACAUAAGUAUUUGUUCAGUGUCCCCGCACUCUGUGUUUGCGGAUAUUUAUCUCACGGGCCCCUCUCUCAGAGACAAGGACAAGAACAACGUGCCGGUCACUUGUCUGGUGGUCGGCUUCAACAUCUCAGACCUGCCCGUCAUCUGGAAAGUGGGUGGGGAGGUCACCUCCGAGGGACUCACGACGCUGCCUCCGUCCGAAAAUGACAACGGAACCCAGAGCGUACGCAGCGAGCUGAGCCUGCAGGCCAGCACAUGGCACGGACACGCCGAAGUCUCAUGUGAGGUCAGGAGGGCUUGUGACCGCGACGCACUGGCCAGACGCAUCUCAAAAGCAAAAGACAUGCAACGCCCCAGAGUGAGGAUCCUGAGGCCCUCCGAUGCCAAUCUGGUCCAUUCCAACGGUUCUAGCCUGCUGUGCGAGGUCUUGGGCUUCUCGCCAGCCGACGCGAUCGUCCACUGGGAGGCCAACGGCACGCAGCUGCCUACCUCCCGUUACACCAACGGCCCCGUGAGCAGCGAUGCCAAGGCCGGCACGUACACCACGCACAGCAUCCUCCUUCUGCCGCCGUCUCAGCGGCACGAGGGCUCGUUCACGUGUGUGGUCAGACACGAGUCCUCUGCCGAACCGAUCUCUGACACGGUGGAAAACCUGUUUGCCUCAGUGGUACACUCCAAGCCAAUCGUCACCUUGCUGCGGAGGACGGCUGAGCUGGUGUGUCUGGUGUAUGGCUACAGCCCUGAGUCCAUCGACAUCACCUGGCUGAAGAACGGCAUCAGCGUCGAGGCUUCGGACCAGCGAACCGAUCUGCCAUCCAAGGGACCGGACGGGAAGUUCAGCGUCCACAGCCACCUCAACCUGUCGUCCGGCGAAUGGGACAGUGGUGUGAAGUUCACCUGCAAUGUGACUCACAUCACAGGUGCACUGUCUGUCAGCACUUUCAAACCAGAGCCAAAGGACGAAGUGUUGUUUGUUGAUAACAACAUGGCAGACGCUGUUCCUGAGGACACUGUGGCAGAAGCUAUGAACAUGGUCUGGGCUCUCCUCUUCCUUUUUCUCUCCUGUCUCCUCUACAGCUGCACUGUCACUCUGAUUAAGCUGAAAUGAAGGGCUGCACGUAGAAAGCCUGCUCUUGCUAACCCGUGGGAAGAUGGAAAGAAGAUGACUGUGUGAUUAUUUCUUACUUAAAAGCUUCUUGGCGAGUUUAAUCGUUUAGAUGUUUUCUUUUGAAUAGUUAAAUGUUUUCGUAUCAUGCAAUUUCAUAUGACACCUUUUGUCGUCUUGACUUUAGCACUUACUUGUUAUGGAACUGAGAAGUGAAACUUCAAUCUUAAAUGAUUUUAUGCAUACAUGAGUUUAUAUAAAUGAAAGUAUAUAUUGAAUAAAGACAUAUACCCCAGAA